Heterobasidion irregulare TC 32-1 is the source of this 570-nucleotide messenger RNA. RefSeq lists its product as uncharacterized. Gene Ontology annotation, cellular component: preribosome, large subunit precursor. The transcript has 3 exons. The annotation marks the transcript as partial. The record is from RefSeq and is a predicted model, not a curated record. Lineage: Eukaryota; Fungi; Basidiomycota; Agaricomycetes; Russulales; Bondarzewiaceae. Gene Ontology annotation, biological process: maturation of 5.8S rRNA; maturation of LSU-rRNA.
UCCCCCGACACCGACCACGAGCUCGCAAACCCGUCCCGUCCCAAGUCUAAAAAGACACAAAAGCGCAAAUACCGCGCAACCGACACCACAAACUUCGGCGCCACCCUCCAGUCCCUCCUCUCCACCGACGCCCCCUCCGCCCUCCCGCUCUCCCUCAAGCCCUCCGUCUCCCGCAGGCAGAACGACGCAAAGCUCGAGCUCAAGGCACGCAGGGUCCUCAAGUCCGAGAAAAAAGACAAGGAGGACAAGGGCCGCGUGACAGACGUCAUCGGCGGUUGGGGCGGCGAGACCGAGCGCGCCCUCCGCAAGGUCGCCCAGAGAGGCGUUGUCAAGCUCUUCAACGCCAUCCAGCAGUCGCAGGCCUCCGCCGCCGUCGCCGCAGAGGAAACAAAAGCCGCGCGCGGGUCGGGCAAGCCCACGCUCCCCGCUCCCUUGCUCGACCCAAAGUCGAAAACAAAAAACAAGGGCAAGAACAAGGACAACCCCCUGGGCAGAGGCAAAGAGACCGCGCUCGAUAAGGACGACUUCCUCGACAUGAUCAGGUCAGGCGGGAUCGUAUCAAAGUCGUGA